Microtus ochrogaster (prairie vole) is the source of this 1603-nucleotide messenger RNA. It is a transcript of the gene Nubp2, whose product is annotated as NUBP iron-sulfur cluster assembly factor 2, cytosolic. NCBI's taxonomy places the organism in Eukaryota, Metazoa, Chordata, Mammalia, Rodentia, Cricetidae. Gene Ontology annotation, molecular function: ATP binding; 4 iron, 4 sulfur cluster binding; ATP-dependent FeS chaperone activity. Gene Ontology annotation, biological process: iron-sulfur cluster assembly. Gene Ontology annotation, cellular component: cytosol. The record is from RefSeq and is a predicted model, not a curated record.
GGUCGGCCAGGCGUGAGGGGUCGGGGAAGUCUGAAGGCGGACCGAGUGCAACUCACCGGUGGCCUGCACACAGAGUGGCCUGAGACGCCAAUGCAUGUUUACCGAGCCAGCCGGGUGACGCGGAUGCACAUGGAGGCGGUUACGGCUGCUCUAGGUCCUCAGCCUUGCUCCUCCCAGAGAGCUGGGAGCCCGCUGCAGUCUGUGCAUUCGGGCACAGGUGCCGCGUAGCUGUGAUAAACUAGCCUCUAUGUUUCCUCUGUCUCUGCUGAAGUUAGCUGGCAUUUAAGGAUUAUCACAGAGCCCGGGAAUCUGGCCGGAGUGCGAAAUAUCAUCCUUGUCCUCUCUGGAAAGGGGGGCGUUGGGAAAAGUACCAUCUCCACGGAGUUGGCCCUGGCGCUGCGCCACCAGGGCAAGAAGCCUCCGCUCUCUUUUAGGUGGGGAUCCUAGAUGUAGACCUGUGCGGGCCCAGCAUCCCACGCAUGCUCCGUGCACAAGGCAAGGCAGUGCACCAGUGUGACCAAGGCUGGGUGCCUGUCUUUGUGGAUCAGGAGCAAAGCAUCUCCCUCAUGUCUGUGGGCUUCCUGCUGGAGAACCCUAACGAGGCCGUGGUGUGGAGAGGUCCCAAGAAACAUGCGCUGAUAAAGCAGUUCGUGUCUGACGUGGCCUGGGGAGAGCUGGACUAUCUGGUUGUGGACACGCCACCAGGGACUUCUGAUGAGCACAUGGCCACCGUGGAAGCCCUGCGCCCCUACAGGCCCCUGGGGGCCCUUGUGGUCACCACACCACAGGCAGUGUCUGUUGGGGAUGUGAGGCGGGAGCUGACUUUCUGUAGGAAGACUGGGCUGCAGGUCAUAGGGGUCGUGGAGAACAUGAGCGGCUUCGUCUGCCCACACUGCGCUGACUGCACCAACGUCUUCUCCAGGGGUGGAGGGGAGGAGCUGGCCCAGCUGGCUGGAGUCCCCUUUUUAGGCUCGGUUCCCCUGGACCCCCAGCUCACCAGGAGCCUGGAGGAGGGCCGUGACUUCAUCCAGGAGUUCCCCAAGAGCACUGCCUAUGCCGCACUCACUUCCAUCGCCCAGAAAGUUCUGCACAGGAUGCCUGCUCUGCACUCCUGACAGCCUCCCAGCCUCUCUGUCCACAGCCUACAGGAGCUCUGGGAGCUGGUGUCCUCAGGACUGGCCUGAGCAAUGGCUAGUCUGUGCGAUGACCUCCGUGCAGACAUCUCCCUGCAGGCCCCAGUGUUGGGGGCAGAGUUUUCUUUACCAUCAGCGGCCUCGCCAGACUAGUUUGUAGCUGAGGGGACGGUUUGGGUCCUAGUUUCUUGAGAUGGUCGCAGCCUUAACCUCCACCCUAUGGGUUUUGUCCAGCCCUAGUUCCCUCCGCCCCAGAUCCACAGGCUGCUCAGACAGCACACUAUACAUGAGCUGGCCAGUACGUUCUCCUCCUGACUGACCCUGAGUGCCCACAAGGACUGUGCUGUGGAGCCUUCCGUGAUGUACUGUGUAGUUUACUUGGUAACUUACGGAGUCUACCAUUAAACUAUCUCUCUACCUUGUGGAGAACCCAGCAUCCAGACCCUUCUGUCCUCAGUGAGAUGGCUUUU